Molecule: messenger RNA, 4186 nt
Organism: Rotaria sp. Silwood2
Lineage: Eukaryota; Metazoa; Rotifera; Eurotatoria; Philodinida; Philodinidae
Source: the annotation of a GenBank genome assembly
UCUCCGUUCCACACUGUGACACCCGUAUUCAUCAAACAGUCGAUGGUGUAGAAAAAUAACUUCAAAUUAGAAAACAAAAAACAAUAUUAUUAUCGAGUAUAUAGCAAUAAUUAUAAAUGAAAUCGAGCGCGCUUAAAUGAGAAAACAAUUAUAGUUGGCAAGAAAAUUUUUCAGUUUGCAGAUGAUGUAUUAGAAUAAAAAGGUUGCAGGAUAUAUGUGAGUUCCCCAUUUCAGCUCCAAAGGAGCUGCGCUAACAAGCUUCUUUUAUAUAAAACGGGUGUCUUAUUUCAUACAUGAAACCUGAAUAAGUCAACUUAUGGAUCAGACUGAAUUACAAAGUUCCAUGAGUGCAGAUGUGGGUGUAUGAAUGUGGGUGUGAGAAAAGAAGAGAUCAACAUCCGGACCCACCCACACCCUCAUAUUUUCUCUCUUAUCCUAAUUUUUUGUAGUGACCUAUAGAGCUUAUAAAUAAAGAAAUGAUAUGCAGACUCAUAAGUCGAUUCAAAGACUUUAUCAAUGUGUAAUAAAUAAGAUGCUCUUUAAUGAUUUACCUCCAUGGAAUAAUCUUGGACAUAGCUGUCGAAAAAGAUUUCUUCUUGGCUGUAAGUUCGUAAGCCCUUUUGUUUGUCCUUUGCUAUUCUAUAUUAUAUCUAUAUUGCAACAAGGUUCUUCGAACUUACCGUUGAGAGUAUUUUCUCUUUAGUUUCUGUGAUCGUUAUAUAGAUAGUGAAAUCAAAUGUAAAUGCUCUUUUUUCGUCUGUUUUUUUUAUGACAAAUGCAAUUUACAAAGUGAUAACAGUUGAUGCAUUUCUCCUUAGUUGACUUCAACUUACAUAGCAAAAGAUACAAAUAAUCUACCUUUUUAUAUUUUUAGUAAUAUGAGUUAAUGUAAAUCCAAGAGCUAUGUUUCAUGUCGUUAGUUUGCAGAGCAUCACAUCAAAGACGAGAAGAAAGAGCAAAAGAAAUAAUAAACAAAAAUACUUCACGUGGAAUGUAUAUUAAAUUACAGUGCACGUCAAAAGUCUCGCACCACUUUUUUCUUUUGAGCCCUGUAUUAAAACAAUCCAUUAUAAUUUUAAAAAAAAAAUUUAACACUAGAAAGCAGAGAUCGAGUACUAUCUGUAUACAUCUGUUUAAAAAAUAAAACUCUUGAAUCUAAAAUAAAACAAGAUAAAACAAACUUUUCUACUAGAAGAAAAAUAUCAUGAAAAACUACAAAAUCAGGUUAUUUUUAUUAAUUUAUGAAAAAUGAUGAUGAUGAUUUAAUGGAAAUGGACAAUCUUUAUAUACAUCUUGCUCAUACGUAAUACCACAAGAGUGUGGAUAUGAGUAUGGGGUCGGUGUUGGUGUGGCUCUGGCUGUGUGGAUGUCGGUGUCCGGAUGUGAAGUGUGUGUGGGUGUCGAGAGUGUGUGAUUUUGUGAGUGUCUGAUGUGUUUGGGUGUCGGGAAUAUGUGGGUGUGUGAGUGUCGGAUGUGUGUGGAUGUCGGGGGUGACGGAUGUAUGGGCGUUUUUCUUUUCUUAAUCCAUACCCACACCCACACACUUGUAGUAUUACGUAUGAGCAAGAUGUAUAGAACGAUUGACCAUUUCCAUUAAAUCAUCAUCAUCAUUUUUCAUAAACUAAUAAAAAAUCACCUGAUUUUGUAGUUUCUCAUGAUAUUUUUCUUGUCGCAAAAAAGUUUGUUUUAUCUUGUUUUAGUUUAGAUUCAAGAGUUUUAUUUUUUAAACAGAUGUAUACACAUAGUACUCGAGGGUGUGGGUGUGGAUGAAUGCAGUAGAAGACACCCAUACCCAUACCCCACACCCACAGCCACACCCACACCCACCCACGCCCAUCCUACUAAAUACUGUGAAUAUUUUUCGAGGUAAGUUAUUGAAUUUUCCUUCUAAUUUGACUUUGAAAUAUAUCCUAUGAAAUAUACGAAGCUUACAAACAGCUAUCUAUAAACUUGAAUGGAAUCUCCAUCGGAGUACCAAUUUAGUAAACAACAUUUUCGAGCUUUUCAUAUUGCGAUUGAUCAAGACGGAGACAGAAUUGAUCAGAAUUUCUCAAAAUGUGUACUAAUAAUACCAGUCUGACGAGAGUAGACCAGAUUAAUCGGUCUAAAAUUCGUCGUGGUAUCGGUUCUAUCUCUGGAUCAAUAUAGAAAUUAACUCAUCAAUAUUUUAUUUUUAUUUGUCUUUAUUUCUUCCAGAAGGUUAGAUAUUUUAGACACAAACAAAUGGGUCAGAUGAUUUUGUAGAAUAUUGUUGGUAGAAUGAUUUAAUUUCUUUGGGAAAACAAUAGUGAAUGAUUGAAUAUAAUGUGCUUUUGCUAAUGAUUUUAAUAUAGCAUUAGGAUCCCAUUUUGACUUUGAUAAAUUUUAUAUAAAAGAUAUUUCUUGAUGUAUCUCAACUCAUUGAAUUCUGAUUAUUUUCUUAAUCAUGAAUCCAUCGAUCUGAAGAGUUUCAUUUUAUGCUUUAUUUUAAUCAUGAGAUGCCAUAUUUCAAUGGUUAAGUCUGAAACCUGUUAUUACAUUUAUGUAUCAAUAUGAAGAAACUAACUCUAUUGACUCUCAUAUUUCUUGAAUAUCAUGCAAUGAUGGUAGUUUCUUUUCUUUCCAACUUCCAAAAUCAAUAUUUUGGAUGGUAAUAUUUUAUAUAAAAAAGGAGAAUGAAUCGAAAAUCAGAGCAUUAUUAUUGACAAACUCAUUUUUUCUGAUAAAUCAACAAGUUACGGAUGUUUUUUCAAACUUUUUACUUUCAUAUAUGAACGAAAUUCACUAAAUAUUUGAGAAUUUUCGUAAGGGUACAAAAAGAGGAAUAAACUGAUAAUGAUUCAGAAAAAGAAAAGGAUUCAUGCAAGAGUCAUUGUGCAAGAUGUAUAUAAUUUCCAGAGAGAUCAUAUUCAAAAGACAUAUCGAAUGAAAAUUACAUUUUCGUUUUUCAAUAAUUUUAUAGCCGUUAUUGAUAUGCUUGAUGAACAAGUCUAAUCAAUUGUUCAGAUACAAAAUUUUGAGAUCACUAAAACCAGAAAGAUGGUUUUCACAAUUUUUAUUAUUAAUACAUCAUUUUCUAUAGUAACAAUGACUUAGACUCAAAUUUGUAAGUUUAGUCAUGUUUUUUUGAAGAAGUUUAUGUGAUAUCUCCAGGAAAACAUAGAAAUGGCUGACCUACAUAUUUAUAUAGUGCUACUCUGAUUACUUUUCAUUUUGUUGAUACAACAUAAUGCUUCACUUUGAUUAAUUAUUAACUAAAGAUCAUCAUAAUACAUCCGAUAGAAAUAAUUUUGUUCAUGAACAUUCAUCUCAAUAUCGUCCGCAGGCUACAGAGGAUACAGCAUCCAAUGCACAAAUAUCGCACUCUCAAAAUAUUCCAAGGCAAACCGAAGAAUCAUUAUUACCAAAUCAUCAAUCAUAUCAAAGCACAGAAAAGUCAAUCGAACGAUCAGAAUUCCAAAUUCAUCAGGAAAUACCCCAAAGUACUACAACACCCAGAUCAACACCUCAAGCAACAGAUGAAGCUACUGCACUACGUGCAGAAAUAGAUAAAUUUCGCGAACAAAAUUCAGAGCUGAUCCAGUGUUUUCAAAAGUCAAACAUAGAAUUGAAAAGAAAAAAGAUCGAUUCAUUCGAAGCAUUGAUUGAACAAGAUAAAGAAAUGCAGAAAAUUUUCAUUGAAUUGACUAAUCUUACUCCACCGAUGCCAAUGGAAGGCAAUAAUAUUGCUUUAUUCGGUUUGACAUCAACUGGUAAAUCAACAAUGCUAAAUUCUAUUCUUGGUCAAAAGCUUGCCGAAACUGGUGUUGGCGAAACAACAAAAAAGAUUGUAUCAUAUCCAAGUAGUAAUUUCACACUCUGGGACGUUCCUGGUCGCAAUGAUGAAAUGUCGUAUAUGAAUAUGGAAUAUAUUUCAUUUUUCAAAGGUCUCUCCAAACGUUUGAUUCUAAUUGAAGCAACCGUAAAGGAAAAUUCAAGUAUGAUGAAACUCUUAGAUGCAAUUCAAUUACCUUAUGCAAUUGUUUUCAAUAAAUUUGACAAAGCUGAUGACGAUGAACAACAACAAAUCCAACAACAGAUUGAACACGAACAUGAAACACUUGGUUUACAAAAAGUUGAUCAAGUUUUUUUUGUCAGUGGAAAAUUUCCAAACAAGUUUCCUGGUUGGCAAGCAAUGCUCCAUUAUAUGCGAAAUUCUCGUCACUGA